Messenger RNA from Enhydra lutris kenyoni (northern sea otter), 1627 nucleotides. It is a transcript of the gene CERKL, whose product is annotated as ceramide kinase like. The record is from RefSeq and is a predicted model, not a curated record. NCBI's taxonomy places the organism in Eukaryota, Metazoa, Chordata, Mammalia, Carnivora, Mustelidae. The transcript has 13 exons. Bases 1 to 1620 code for a protein of 539 amino acids. Gene Ontology annotation, molecular function: kinase activity.
AUGCCCCGGGGGAGGCGCGGAGGCCGCGUGAGCGCCCUGGAGGGCGGCCCGGAGGAAGAAGCGCCCCCGGCGGCGGCCGCUGUGCCCUCGGCGCUGUGGGCGUCCGGGCUACAGCCGGAGGCGGCGGCCGGGCAGACUCUGCUGCGGGGCAUCUUCGAGAUCGGGAGGAGCAGCUGCGACGUGGUGUUGAGCGAGCUGGCCCUGAGGUGGUGGCCCAUCCAGCCCGAGCGACCCGCGGGUGACUCCAAAUAUGAUCAAUGUAAAGAAGAAUUUAUUGAAGUCAAGGACAUAUUCUCUGUCAAACUGAAAAGACGUUAUUCUGCUAAGCAGCAGGGAAAUGGUACUUUACUAGGUAUCACACUCUUCAUUUGCUUGAAAAAGGAACAAAAUAAACUAAAAGAGUCUACACUUGAUCUUAUUAAUUUAAGUGAAGACCACUGUGAUGUAUGGUUUAAACAAUUCAAGAAAAUUUUGGCAGGUUUUUCUAAUAGACCAAAGUCAUUAAAAGUAAUUCUCAACCCCCAGAGCCACAAAAAAGAAGCUACUCAGGUCUAUUAUGAGAAGGUUGAACCACUAUUGAGGAUUGCAGGAAUAAAGACUGAUGUUACAAUAACAGAGUACGAAGGGCACGCUCUGGCACUGCUGAAGGAUUGUGAACUCCAGGAAUUUGAUGGUGUCGUCUGUGUUGGUGGCGAUGGAUCUGCCAGUGAAGUUGCCCAUGCUUUGCUUCUCAGAGCCCAGAAGAUUGCUGGGAAGGAAACAGACAGCCUCCUUACCCCUGUCCGAGCACAGCUGCCACUCGGCUUAAUACCAGCAGGCUCUACUAACGUACUCGCACAUUCUCUUCAUGGAAUCCCUCAUGUGGUAACUGCAACUUUGCACAUUAUAAUGGGGCACAUACAACCAGUUGAUGUCUGCACUUUUAGCACCACUGGCAAGCUUCUUCGCUUUGGGUUCUCUGCCAUGUUUGGCUUUGGUGGAAGAGCUUUGGCCCUUGCAGAAAAAAAUCGAUGGAUGUCACCCAACCAACGAAGGGAUUUUGCGGUCAUGAAGGCACUGGCAAAACUCAAGCCUGAAGACUGUGAAAUAUCCUUUUUACCAUGUAUCGGCUCUCACGAUUUACAAGAAUGGAAGGCAGAAGGAUCUCCCAAAUCUGACAGUAGUGAUCAGUGGCAGACCGUCCAGGGUCAGUUCUUGAAUGUCAGCAUUAUGGCAAUCCCUUGCCUGUGUUCGGUGGCACCUAGAGGCUUGGCACCUACUACCAGAUUAAAUAAUGGAAGCAUGGCUCUCAUCGUUGUACGGAACACUUCUCGACCAGAAUUUAUAAAACACCUAAAAAGAUACGCCAGUGUUAAAAAUCAGUUCAACUUUCCAUUUGUUGAGACUUACACUGUUGGAGAAGUAAGAGUUCGUCUGAGGAACAAAAGUGGAUGUGAUCCGGAGGAGGAUGACAGACGGCAGGCAGCUGCUUCAGAGCACAGUUUCCCUUGGAACAUAGAUGGUGACUUAGUGGAAGCUGAAUCAGAGGUUCUGGUCAAAUUACACCCAAGACUUAUCAGUCUUUAUGGAGGAAGCAUGGAAGAAAUGAAUGAUUCCAAAGUAACAUGUAAUUGUUUAUAAAAGAAAU